AUGUCAACCGUGUGGCGAGAAGCCGCACUCGGUCGUUUCUUCUGUGCUCCCAUAAGUAGCUGUUCCGCACGCAUUCGCGCCACUUGUAGCAUAUGCUCCCUCGAUUUCAUCAAUACCUUGGAACACAAGACUCCUUGCUCCACGGAGGAAAUAAUGGCAUCUAUUUUGAGGUUCCAUCAUGAAAUUCGGAGUGGAAUUAUCGACUUCGUGUUUCCUCCAUCAUUGGGAGGUAAGAUCAACAUAUCGCUCAAUGCCUUUUCCUAUCCUUCACACCAACAGCAAAUUUUCAACAAAAAAGGAAUGGUGGCCAAUUUGGCUGUUCAUAACUUUCUCUCAUUACCUCAUCCUGGAGCUCGUGGCCAAUUUCAACUCCCAAAGGUGAAGCGUCACCUUUAG
Molecule: messenger RNA, 396 nt
Organism: Lindgomyces ingoldianus
Lineage: Eukaryota; Fungi; Ascomycota; Dothideomycetes; Pleosporales; Lindgomycetaceae
Exons: 4
Coding region: 1-396 (131 amino acids)
Source: RefSeq, a predicted model, not a curated record